Talaromyces marneffei is the source of this 1386-nucleotide messenger RNA. RefSeq lists its product as uncharacterized. The record is from RefSeq and is a predicted model, not a curated record. The transcript is spliced from 3 exons. Bases 1 to 1386 code for a protein of 461 amino acids. Lineage: Eukaryota; Fungi; Ascomycota; Eurotiomycetes; Eurotiales; Trichocomaceae.
AUGGGACAGUACGUGAUAGAUCCCAAGGGCCCGGCCAUCUUCGGUCGCGACAUGCUACAGAAGCACUUUAUGAUCAACCCGAAAUAUCGACCACUCAAUCACGGCUCCUUCGGCACAUUCCCUAUCGAAGUACGUGAUGCGCAGCGGUUGUUCCAGGAUGAGCAAGAAUCGCGACCGGAUGUUUUCUUUAUCAUAUCACAUGCCCAAAAUAUCACCGAGUCUCGCAAAGCGAUCUCAGAAUUAGUCCAGGCCCCUCUCGACGAAUGCGUGUUUGUGAAGAAUGCCUCGACCGGAAUUAAUACCGUUCUCCGGAACCUGGAUUUUAAACAGGGCGAUGCUAUCGUAUACUUCGCGACGGUGUAUAAUGCGGUGGAACAGACAUUAGAGUCGUUGAUGGAAACAACUCCCCUACAGACUCGUAGAGUCGACUAUACUUUUCCGAUUACACACGACGAAAUUGUGAAGAGGUUCUUGAAUGUGGUGAGGCGGACAAAGAGUGAAGGUUUGAAUGUGCGGGCGGCGAUAUUCGACACGAUUGUAUCCGUACCGGGAGUCAGAUUUCCUUUUGAGAAACUUAUCAAGGCUUGCAAAGAAGAGUCUGUUCUGAGUGUCAUUGAUGGAGCACAUGGUGUUGGCCAGAUUCCGUUGGACCUGGGUGAUCUUAGUCCGGACUUUUUCGUCAGCAACUGUCACAAAUGGCUAUACACACCGCGGGGGUGUGCUUUGCUCUACGUCCCUAAACGCAACCAGCAUCUACUUCGAACGUCCUUUCCCACGUCUCAUGGUUACACAUCACCCGCUGACAGAGGCCGUGGAACACAUGCGGGAAAGACCGAUUUUGAAAUGCUGUUCGAAUUUGUUGCUACCGUGGACGAUACUCCGUACAUGUGUGUUCCCGCGGCUCUUGACUUUCGAAAACGAAUAUGUGGGGGCGAGGAUGCUAUAUAUAAAUAUCUACACACUAUUGCUCAAGAGGGCGGAGAUGUCGUCGCUCAGAUAGUAGGUACAGACGUCAUGCAAGAACCCGGUCUCUCCAAUCCCUUUCAAGAAAGUGACAUUCGAAGAUGCGCCAUGGUCAAUGUGCGAAUGCCGCUUGCCUUCAAAGACGACAAAGAAGUGAAUCCGCAUGUACCCGAUCCAUCAUCGUCUCCGUUUUCCUUGCUCAGCAUGAAGGAUGCAAAGCCGGUGUGUGAAUGGAUGCAGAGCAGACUUAUCAUGGAGUACGAUACUUUUGCAAAGUUCUACCCACAUGGAGGGUGGUUGUGGCUACGGCUCAGUGGGCAGAUUUACCUUGAGAUUGAGGAUUUCGAGUGGAUUGGGAAUAUCGCACGCAUCCUCUGUGAACGAGUUGGCUCAGGGGAGUGGCUGCAAAAGUCGAGAAUUUAG